CAUCCACACUAGCAGGAGUGCAGUCAGUGAGCCCAUCCACUCGGCUGAGCUGCUCAGAGAUGGCGUCCCUUCUGCAGCCGGAUAGAGUUGUCUAUCUGGUUCGUGGAGAGAAAAGGAUCAGAGCCCCUCUAUCCCAACUUUAUUUCUGUCGCUAUUGUAGUGAGCUACGGUCUCUGGAAUGCGUGUCUCACGAGGUGGACUCCCACUAUUGUCCCAGCUGUCUGGAGAACAUGCCGUCUGCAGAGGCUAAGCUUAAAAAGAACAGGUGUGCAAAUUGUUUUGACUGCCCAUGUUGCAUGCACACGCUGUCCACUCGAGCCACCAACAUCCCAGCUCCUCUGCCCGAUGAUCCGACCAAGACGGCCAUGAAGAAGGCCUACUACCUGGCCUGUGGCUUCUGUCGCUGGACCUCCAGGGACGUGGGAAUGGCUGACAAAUCAGUUGCCAGCGGUGGAUGGCAGGAGCCAGACAACCCUUCUACUCAGCGGAUCAAUAAGCUGAUCGAGUAUUACCAGCAGCUGGCCCACAGAGAGAAGCAGGACAGAGACAGGAAGAAGCUGGCCAGGAGGCGACAGUGCAUGCCUCUGGCGUUCUCGCAACACACUAUUCAUGUGGUGGAGAAAUAUGGCCUCGGAACCCGACUGCAGAGGCAGAGGUCUGGAGCUCCCAUAUCCAGCCUGUCUGGCCUUUCCCUGAAAGAGGGCGAGGACCAGAAGGAGAUCACCAUCGAGCCGGCCCAGGCCCUGGAUGAAGUGGAACCCCUGCCCGAAGACUGUUAUACCAGGCCCAUCAGCCUACCGGAGGUGACCACGCUGCGCCAGCGGCUCCUGCAGCCCGACUUCCAGCCUGCAGGGGCGUCUCAGCUCCACCCCAGACACAAACACCUCCUGAUGAAGCGCUCGCUGCGCUGCAGGAAAUGUGAGCACAACUUGAGCAAGCCAGAGUUUAACCCGACUUCAAUCAAGUUUAAAAUACAGCUGGUGGCUGUGAGUUACAUCCCCGAAGUGAGAAUUAUGUCCAUUCCAAAUCUCCGGAACAUGAAGGAGAGCCAAGUGCUGCUGACUCUGACCAACCCAGUGGAGAACAUCACCCACGUCACCCUGGCUCCCUGUGAGGAUGAAGAUCCGGACGACAUCAACAGCACAGCGAAGGUUAUGGUACCCAGCAAAGAACUGGUCUUGGCAGGGAAGGAUGCUGCUGCUGAGUACGAUGAACUGGCUGAACCCCAGGACUUUCAGGAUGACCCAGAUGUUGUUGCCUUCAGGAAAUCCAACAAGAUUGGUUUCUUCAUCAGAGUGAUCCCUCAGAAGGACGAGGACGCGGAUGUCACCGUUUCAUUUAAGAUCCGACACGACUUCCGCAACCUCGCUGCUCCCGUCAGGCCGAGCGAGGAGGGAGCCGACACCGCCGCCGCCGCCGCCGAGGCCAUUUGGCUCACGCACCACGUAGAGCUGAGGCUGGGGCCACUCGCUCCCUGAACAUGAAUACUCUGUUUGCUAUCAAACAGUCCUAGUAUCGAGCUCUUUCAACCAAUUUCUGUGGGACGAGUUUAAUUUAAACAUGAUUUCUGAUUCUGCUCAUUGACGUGUAAGAACUACGUGCGGUCUGCUCGGCAUGCCGCUGUGCCAGAGUUUUAGUUGCGUCACCAGAUUACAUGGUGGAGAAUGCAGUGAUUGCAUUACAGCCCACUUUAUAAAACUACAUGAAACCAUGACUGGUUUACAUUUUGUUUAUCAAAUUAUGACUACAUACUGUAUUUCACCGCAUCGUGACUCUCCUCACCUUAAACACUACCGUUAACAAUCACUUUUAGUGUGAAGCAGAACCUCAUGUAUACACACCGCCAUUCACAAGUGUGGAGUCACCUGUUGUGUUCAAAUCUAUUAUUUACCAAAAGAAAGUGCUCAGUGUUUAAAAACUUCAACACACAGUCGGUGUCUCUAUAGUGUUACCAGCCAGGGGAGAAUACUGUUGUGUUGAGAAUACCCAAAUAGUCCCAAACUUGAACGGCAGUGUACAUAAUAUUACUUAUUAGGAAAAUGCUAAGUUUUGUUUUUAACCCUCCACCCUUUUUUGUUCGAGUGUGACAAAGGUUUUGUCUCUGUGCCGCAUAGAGUAUUUUCUUAAAUGGCAAAGUAUGUUGUCCUAUUCCAUGUGUCAGCUGUGGAUUUGUUUUGGUAUAUUGGUCUUUAAUACAUGUCGAAAAUAGCAGUUCAUGUUGAAAGAUGAGUGAGUUGAUAUACGUUAACGUAACAUCGAGAAUAAAUGAGCGAUGAGCAGAAUCAGAACGAGUCCCCAUUGUGCAGCACUCUGCUCCGCGCUUUCAGCUUAUGCAUCCUCGCCAACAUCCUUUCUCUGCAGACGGUAAUAUCGUAUUAACUCGCAUGCGUCAGCUAUAGCAGGUAUGGCACACGGUAGACAAUGUCGUCCCACUUACUGAUCUACUGUUUUCAGAUCAACAGACAAGCUUCUCCUUGGGUUGAAUCGUUUUAUUAUUGUUUUAAGUCAAACCGUAACCUUCACUGGCACCGUGGGGAGGAAGCUCUGUAGAUCACAUUGCAGUACAAAGUGUUGAUUAUUUAAAUAUUUUGAGACACUAUCAUUUUUUUUUCUGAUUUAAUAUCAAAUGUAUCUUCCUGGUUUGUAGAGCUCACUGACCUCUCUGCCAGUAUAUAUCGUGAGCUGCUGUCAUUUUUGGUCCGCAAGUGUGUUAGUAAAACAGAGCCUUCCAACACAGUUAAUCUUCUGUACAGGCUAAUAAAAUCAUGUGAUACUGUCACAGUACUCUUG
This is a messenger RNA of Anarrhichthys ocellatus (wolf-eel), 2790 nucleotides long. It is a transcript of the gene dctn4, whose product is annotated as dynactin 4. Gene Ontology annotation, cellular component: dynactin complex. The transcript is spliced from 14 exons. Bases 60 to 1478 code for a protein of 472 amino acids. The record is from RefSeq and is a predicted model, not a curated record. Lineage: Eukaryota; Metazoa; Chordata; Actinopteri; Perciformes; Anarhichadidae.